Molecule: messenger RNA, 6414 nt
Organism: Nothobranchius furzeri (turquoise killifish)
Lineage: Eukaryota; Metazoa; Chordata; Actinopteri; Cyprinodontiformes; Nothobranchiidae
Gene: arhgap32a
Product: Rho GTPase activating protein 32a
Biological process (GO): small GTPase-mediated signal transduction
Cellular component (GO): actin cytoskeleton; Golgi apparatus; fibrillar center
Molecular function (GO): GTPase activator activity; phosphatidylinositol binding; protein binding
Source: RefSeq, a predicted model, not a curated record
CUAACCCCGCACAACUGCGGCUCCUCCAGCUGAUGAGCACCAGCAGGAACCGGGCAGAUGGGGCUAACCUCACGCACGUCUCAGAUAUGGGUCCUUGACUUUCAUAAAGGUCUGGGAACCCCGGAGGCUUUAAUUUAGGAGGCGCGGGCACGAAACCACUUCAGCAGCGCGCGCUCCCGCCGCAGAUCUUCAGUUCCCCCCUCCUUCUCCUCCUCCUCCUCCUCCUCCUCCCACAACCCCGGAAAAAAGGCUCCCGCAGCUCUCCAGCGAUGCCGCACCCGAUCCGGGGCUUUUCACCUGAAAACAUCUACCUCAGAUGAUCACCUGCACCACGAGCGCGUGUGCGUCGGAGCUGCGCGUUUCUGCACCGCGAUGCUGACAGCAUGUUUCCUCAUCUGUGCGGCAUAGAGGAGCAGCGUGGACGUGCACAGCGCGCUGUUGCAGCAAGCCAGCAUCAUGGAGGCUGGAUGUGUGGUUGCCGCGGUGAUUGAGAAUGCUGCCUCAUCACCCCAGGGAGAACCAGGAAGUGGUGACGUCCUUGAGGGCGUUGUGCUACCAUCACCUGAUGUGGAUAAUGACGAUGCCUUAUCUCAAGCUACAAACAACAACCCUCCAGAGGAGAAGCAGCCACAAGAAACAUCCACUGCCAUGAUGAGGAGCGACGACGCCACAGAAGCUCCAGCCGAGCCGCUCCUGCGUUCCUGCGUCAGCACGGCCAGCAUGAAAGUCAAAAACAUGAAGAAGCUAACGUUCCCCAGAGGUCACUUCCCCAGAUUGGCAGAGUGUGCCCAUUUCCAUUAUGAGACUGUUGAUUUUGGCAACGUUCAGUUGGCCUUUGCAGAAGGGCAGAGUGAAGGACCAAAGGCCGGUUUGGACUCUAAAGAACUCGUCUUUAUCGUCCAGAUCACUUGCCAGAGUCGAAACUGGCUGGUGAAGCGAUCUUAUGAAGACUUCCGGGUGCUUGACAAACACCUGCACUUGUGUAUCUAUGACCGCCGUUACUCCCAACUCAGCGAGAUUCCACGAUUCGACACAUUGAAGGAUACGACUGAGUCAGUCUCCACAAUGCUGACAAACUACCUGUCCCGCUUCUCUGCCAUUGCGGACAACAAGAUCAACUGUGGUCCAGUGUUAACUUGGAUGGAGAUCGACAACAAGGGGAAUCAUCUGUUGGUGUCUGAAGAAGCGUCCAUCAACGUCCCCGCCAUCGCUGCCGCCCACGUCACUAAACGUUACACCGCUCAGGCCACGGACGAGCUAACCUUUGAGGUUGGUGACAUUGUGUCAGUGAUCGACAUGCCUCCUAAGGAGGACACGGGGUGGUGGAGAGGGAAGCACGGCUUUCAGGUCGGUUUCUUUCCCUGCGACUGUGUUGAGCUCAUAAAUGAAAAGAUUCCCCCCAGUGUUCAAAACUCAGUGCCAAAGCCAGUGUGUAAGAAGCACGGGAAGCUGGUCACGUUCCUGAGGUCCUUUAUGAAGUCUCGACCACCUCCGCAGAAGCUCCGACAGCGCGGCAUCCUUCGGGAACGAGUGUUCGGCUGCGACCUGGGGGAGUAUCUGCACAACUCGGGACACGAAGUCCCUCAGGUGGUGAAGAGCUGUGCUGAAUUCAUUGAGAAGAUCGGAGUCGUGGAUGGAAUCUACAGACUGUCGGGGAUCUCCUCCAACAUCCAGAAACUCAGGCACGAGUUCGACUCCGAGCAGAUCCCAGAUCUGAGCAGAGACGUCUUUAGACAGGACAUCCAUUCGGUGGGCUCCCUGUGCAAGCUGUACUUCAGAGAGCUGCCCAACCCUCUGCUCACCUACCAGCUCUACGAUCGAUUCUCAGAGGCCGUGUCUGCAGCCACAGAUGAGGAGAGGCUGCUCAAAAUCCACGAUGUCAUUCAGCAGCUUCCCCCUCCGCAUUACAGGACACUGGAGUUCCUCAUGAGGCACCUCUCCCGCCUGGCCACCUUCAGCUCCAUCACUAACAUGCACACUAAAAACCUCGCUAUUGUCUGGGCGCCGAACCUCCUCAGGUCCAGACAGAUCGAGUCGGCCUGCUUCAGCGGCACUGCGGCCUUCAUGGAGGUGCGCAUCCAGUCGGUAGUGGUGGAAUUUAUUCUCAACAACACUGAGCCGCUCUUCAGCCCCAAACUCAGUGCUGCCUUAAGAGAAAACUCGGGCAACAGCACCUUAUCCAGACCGAAGUCUCUGAUGGUUUGCUCCCCGUCCACGAAGCUGCUGUCUUUAGAGGAGGCGCAGGCUCGCACUCAGACUCAGCUCUUAUCCCCAGCCACCUCCCCCUGCCUCACCCACAGUGACUACAUCGAGGUGGGGGAGGGACCAGAAGCUCUCCUCGGCAAAUUUCACACAGUUAUCGAACUCCCACUGGAAAGCUGCAAGCGGCCUCCUGUUAAGUCUAAGAAGUCUCCUGUGGGGAACUGGCUGUCCUUUUUCCAUCUAGGCAAGUCUCACUCUGUGUCCAAACGUAAGCUGAAGCGACACCCGAGUGAACCUAAUGAGAUAAAGAGCAUCGCACUGCCAGGUGGCCGAGGAGAUAACGACACGCUGCGCUCCACGAAAAGUGAAGAAUCUCUCACCUCUUUGCAAAAUUUAGAAGGGGAGCCUCCGAAUUACUGUCCCCUCAGACCUCGCUCCACUAGUGAAGCUGUUUCUGGCAUCUCCAAAGACGACCAGCACAGCAGAAGCAGAAGGAAACACGCCAGCACAGCCCAGCCACUGACUGAGAGUCCAAAUGAGUCCCAAAGGGCUCGCGCCGCCGCCCGUCUCUCCUCCUUCCAAUCCGAGGAUGAUCUUGACCUUUUUCCGCCGGCUGCAGGCAUCUCUACGUUAGACUUUGACCCCAUGUCUUUCCAGUGCAGCCCGGCAUCAGCAACUCCUGCCCUGCAACACGGCAAAGACGGGAACAAGUGGAGGAAGAACGUAGGGUGUUCCAACGAAACGGAGCCCAUCUGCUCCCCCAACAACAACCACAUGAGAGGCUCCCACUCUCCAGAUGCCAGCCCAGCAGUGUGUAGAAGUGGGAAGAAGGCUUCCUCUAAGCAGCUCUCUCCCAAACUGAGGAAGAAAUCGUUUAAAACGCUGGCAGAUGUUCAGACCGCAUCUGCCUCUCUGCACCCCGAGCCAUCUUCCUCUUCCCAAGUGCGCGAGGCUCCAGUGGCAGAUGGAGAUGAGCCAAGAGCAUUUUUUCAACACUGCAGCUCGCUCAGCACAGCGAGUCAGGCAUCUGCCGUGACGGACCACAGUCAUUCGGCACAGAACCUGCCUGAUCCAGGAACAGAUAGACUUAUGAGUUCAGUCUCUGUUCUCCCUCCACACCCCUCCUCGAUGAGCGCCGCUCGCAAGCUAGCUUUGGCUCUAGCUGAAACUGCCCAGAAGUCCAGCACUGCCUCCCAAAGAAGAUCUAAUGCCCCGCUGCACCCCUUCCAGAGACAAGAAGCACCUCACGACAGACUGCCACGACCCUUCCUUCUGGAUCUCAAUGUGCAUCCUCAGGAGUACUCUUCAGGGCACAGCCCCACUGAGAUCUGCCGCUGCCCUCGUCCUGUUCACUUCCUACCUGCGCGCCUCUGCUCUGAGGUCACCGAUGGUCAGGAAAGCACGUGCAACUUCACUCCUAAUGUAAGCCCUCUUGGAUCAGGGAGCCUGGAUGAAGGCAGUGCAGAAGGGAGGGACCACAGAGAGGAAAACGAGGCGGGAGACAUCGACAGAGAAGAGCACGCUUAUCACAGCGUUGGAGUUUCAAUGCCCUCUCAGCCUGUCUGCUCAGCUAAAAGCCCCUCAGCCUCGCCCGUGUACGCCAACACAGACUCUGUAGAUGUUUAUAAUUUCCGCUCUGUCCUGGCAGAGUCUUUGAUGCCCGUCUCCGUUGAGGAAGUCCGUCCACGUCAGUUACGGACCUCUUCAAGUCACCACUACAGCCCAGAAGAGGACAGCCCGCACGGCAUGGUCGAGGACGUCUACAAUUAUCACCAAAAUCAUCAGCAUCGACUGAUUCAAGGAGGACAAACAGCUGCGCUUCACUGCCCCCGGCCCAGUGCCCUACCACCUCACCUCUCUGGAGCUAAAGGCUUGUACAGGCAGGCCUCUGAGGGAUGUUGCAGCUCUUUAGGAUUAAGGCAACAGUUAUCGCCUCAAUACAGACGUUACCAUAAAAACGAGCACCUUAUCGGCGGCGGCUUCCCCAGACAACAAGGAGGAUGGCAGAGGUCUGAAGAUCGAGGGGCAUGCGGGCAUGCGGGGAUACGUCGUGCCCGCUCCUUCCACGCUCCGCAGAUUAGCCGCUACGAAUUGGCAAACACAGGGGUCCUCCCAACUGACCCCAUGUUUUAUGUCAAGCUAAAAGCAAGCCAAGAGGCACCCUAUCAAAGGCUGAUUAAGACUGGUCUCAACCCAGUACAGUUUGAGAACACCCGGGCUGAGUACCAGUACAACCCCUAUUCAGAUGUAAACACAGAAGAUGCCUCUCAUUAUUUUAUAGACCCUUACCGGCAAAGUGGCAUCCAUCACCAUCAGUCCUACACCGUGCACUCUGCAAGGGAAGGUGGACAGUCAGAUUAUUACAACUACUCCCCCCGCCACGCCGCUCCGGUGAACAGACAGCUGUACAUAGAGAGCAGAGACACUGUUGUUUAUGAGGCCAGAGAUGCAGACGUUUUUGAGAGGGUCGUACAUCAACCGGUGAAGCAGGAGAGCAAAUCCAGACAUAAACCCACACACGUGUCUCCCUGCGAGAGUCCGGUCUCACCAAGCGAUACAAGAAGCAGAGAUAUGAUGCACACAAGAAGCAAGUCAGACCCUGGAAAUGCUAACCUUCUCUCCGCCGACAGGAUAGAAAGUCAAACUGCCACAGUUACCUCACCGACAUUCUCAAGAUCCCAGCAGGCUGACCCGGAGCUCCCCCGGCAGCAGAGCGGUCACCUCUGUGGUGCAGAACUGAGGCGCGUCCAGAUCAAAGAGGGCUCCUCGCAACAGCUUCGCAAAGUCCCAUCCCUUCCAGAGAGAGGCUGCCCCGUCCCAAAGAACUUCGAGCACAAUGACGGCUACUAUCCACGAGGUCACGACCAAGAUCGAUUGAUGAUAAUCAACGCUGUCAACAACUACUCUGGUGGUGUGAAACCCAGUAUCCUCAGGAGACCGGGCCGGUCACAGAGCACCAGAGAACAUAGGCACCACUACCACUACCACACCAAAUCUCCUCUGGAUCCCGAACAUCUGGAGUCCUUCUCAACGCGGCUUAACAGACGGACUCAAAGCACUAAAGUCAAGCCCACACAAUAUGACCACAUGGAGGGGUAUUACGCAGCUCCCAGACCUAAACCCUCUAGAUCCGCUAAAGCCGCUGCAGGAUAUUCACCUGGCCAGAGCUGCAUGUCUCCCCGUGGGCAGAGACUGCUGUCCAAGUUUCUGGGCCGGGAGGCGUUUUAUCAAGCUGCACUGAGAUCAGAGGCAGGGGUCUAUGAAUGACUCCGACCAGUGCUUUUCAUCCAUUUCAGGGCCAAAGGAGAACUGCACUUUAUCCUGAGCCGAACCAACAAGACUGUUGUUAUCAAAGUGUUUCUGUUUCAACCUUCAAGAGCUGCUACUAAAAGUGUUGAAGUGGCUGCUGGGGACCACCCUGGUAGUGCUAAUGUUUUAUUUUGGUGGCGCUUCCGUUAAAAAAGGAACAAAUGAAUGCAGAUGUUGUCUUAAGACUAUAGAAGCAUGUUUUUAAAGACUGUUAAGGCCUAAACCACAUGAGAAGGGACGACAAGGUAAAUUAUUUGUUUUAUUAAUAUGAUUUUAAAGGAUAGAAAUGUGUAUAAAAUCUCAUUUUUUUAAAUGUAUUCAUAAGUAACACAUCUAACAUGUGGCCAAUGUACUGUACAUUUUGUUUUCUAGUCUGCUCAGACUUCAACAAGCACUUUUGAGGAUAACUGUGUACGAAACACAUUGUCUUAACGUGGUAACGUGGAGAAUUAACAUAUAUAUUUUCUGUAUAAGAAACGGCUUGCUCUCAAUUACUGUCAAAAGCUAAAAUCGCACUUUUGAGGGGUAAAAAUGAAACAUAACCUCAUGCAUUGUAACUCUUCAGGGCCCACUCAGAUUUACCUUCAUCGUACAUUGUUCAAUGCAGUCUAUAAAUGACGGUGAGCGCUAGGAUGUUCUGUUAAAGCUAUCAUGGCAAAGUUAUGCUAAAUGCAAAUCAGCUCCUGCUGUUAAGUGGUAAAGUGUAUUUUAUAUAUCAUUGUAGUUUUGCCAUAAAAUGAAAAGAACAAUCUUCUUUAUAGAGAACUUUUAAAAUUUGGUGUUUUACAGGAAAACGUGUUUUAUUCAUGAAAGAUUUCCAACUUGUAGACAAGGACAUUCCGGUAACACGUUAUAUCAGUUAUUUUCGUGACAAUAAAAAAUAAAGAUAUAUUACUAACUUAA